AUGCAAGAUACAGAACAGAACACCACAGAAGUGGUCUCUGGAGGGUCUCAGCCCUUGGAGAAGUCUCUUUUAGGGUCUGAGCUGUCCAAAGAGAACACAGAUAAAUUAUUGAAGGGAAAACCCAAAGUCCUUGGGGUUGUACAAAUUAUUAUUGCUCUCUUAGAGCUCAGCUUAGGAGGAACAUUGGCAAAUGUACAAGUUUACGAACCAACCGUUUUAACGGUCUUACAUGCCCAAGUUUGGGCGGCAAUUAUGGUCAUCAGCAGUCUGAUUUUUAACAUCAUCAGCUCUAUUCUGGCUGCAAUAGCAAGCAUAAUCGGUGUUAUCGGUAUCAUCAGGAGUGCCUCCUUUCCUUUUUAUCAAGAUGAAACUCUCAUGGCUAUAGACACCUCGAUUGUCAUUUUAAAUGUGCUAGAGUUCUGCAUUGCUGUGUCUGUCUCGGCCUUCGGAUGUAAAGUAUACCAUCGUAGCAACUUUGAGAUUCUAGCUCAACCAUCAUAUACUGAUGUGACAACAAUUAACAUCUCCCAUGAUACUUCAACAUCGGUACCACCAGAAAUUGAAGGAAAAAAGUUCCAGAAAAGCUAG
Molecule: messenger RNA, 588 nt
Organism: Acomys russatus (golden spiny mouse)
Lineage: Eukaryota; Metazoa; Chordata; Mammalia; Rodentia; Muridae
Product: membrane-spanning 4-domains subfamily A member 4D-like
Exons: 5
Coding region: 1-588 (195 amino acids)
Cellular component (GO): Golgi apparatus
Source: RefSeq, a predicted model, not a curated record